UUACUUGGUAUCAGACGCCGAGCACCUCCGGUCCUCUUCCUGCUUCCGCUUCCACCAUGCACCGCCUCCUCCGCCGCACCCGUUCGGCGGACUUCGACGCACCGGCGCCCGCUCCCUUCGCCGCGGUGCCCCUCGCCGCCGCCGCGCCUGCCGCCCCCACGCCCGCGGUCACCACUCCCCCGGUCGCCACGGCCCCCGCUGCGCGCCCCGGACCCUCCACGUCCGAUCGGGGCAAAACGCCUGUUCCUGAGGGCGCCAUGGCCUCUUCCUCGUCCGCGCCCCGCCCGGCUCCUCCGCCCCCUACGGGCGUUCUGCGCACCGCUGGCAGUACUCCUGCUCCCCGUCUCGCACUCGGCGGCACCAGCGGCGCCCUCGUCCCUCUCCGCAUGGGGGGCGCCUCCGACGCCGGCCCUUCCUCCGUUGCCGGUCUCCCGCCCUCUGUCGCACACUACUUCACCUCCAAGCUCCAGCUGGAGUUGGGGAACUACUCUCGUUGGCGCCAGCUCUUCUACGUCAUCGCCUGCAAGUACGAGGUCCAGCACCACCUCGACAUCGCCACCGAGCCGCUCGGCCAGAGCGCCGUGUGGAGAAACGACGCCCUCACCAUCGUGCUGUGGAUGCAUGGCGUGGUCGACGACGACCUCCUCGACGCCGUCGCUACCCCGGCCAGCUCCGCCUACGACAUCUGGUCGCAGCUUCACCUCCUCUUCAUGGACAACCAGCCCGGGCGCGCUGUCAUCCUCGGUGCAGAAUUCCGCAGCUUCGUCCAGGGCGACCUCUCCGUCGCCGAAUACAGCAGGCGUCUCAAGUCCCUCGCAGAUGCCCUUGAGGACGUCGGCGAGCGCGUCACCGAUCAGUCCCUCAGACUUCAGCUCAUCCGUGGUCUCAACCGUAAGUUUCACGUCAUGGCUACCCUACUGCCGAUGCAAUCACCGUUCCCAACCUUCGUGCAGUCGCGCUCGAGGCUGCUCAUGGAGGAGAUUUCGGCUAACGAGCGGGCGCGGCUCGAUGGACGGCCUGAAGCCACGGCCACCGCGCUCGCCAUCGGCCACAGCCCGGACGUCUCCUCCUCCGACCGCACUCCUGAUCGCGCCUCCAUCGAUCGGGGCAAGGUGCCUGCCGCGCCGCAGUCUGGUGACCGCGACCGCGGAGGGCGUGGACGUGGGCGUGGGCGCGGCCGCGGCCGCGGCGCCCAAACUCCUGGCGGCCCCUCCUCCGGCCGCGCUGCUGCUCCUUCCGAUUUCGGCUCGUCCUCAUCACUGCCCACCGGCUACUUCGCCCCGUACGGGGCGCUCCUUCCGGGUCUUCCUCGGCCUCGCGCACCGUGGGCCGCACCGAACGCUGCGGGUGUUCUAGGCCCGCGCCCGCCACCUCCUCAUCAGGCCUACCCGGUAGCCGCCGCGGCCUCCUCCAACGGGCCGUCUUGGGAGCAGUACAACCAACUGUACGCCGCGCUGCAGAACCUCUCCGUGCAGCACCAGCAGGCCGGCGGCACACCGGACUGGUUCCUCGACACGGGCGCUACGUCGCACGUCGCUGGACCUAGCAACAGGGAGAAAAAUUCUGAGAUCCAAUAGCCACGGGGAGCUCUACCCAUUCUUCACCAACUCCGGCGUCCAAGAAGCUCUCUCCGUCGUCACCGGCGACCUCUGGCAUCAACGUUUGGGACAUGCUAGCAAUAAAUCCGUUUCUGCUUUAGCUCGUCAUUUACUUCCCUCAUGUAAUAAAGACUUGUCUAGCACCACUAUUUGCUCCUCAUGUAAAUUAGGCAAGCCGGGGGCUGCCCUUUUCCCUUUCUGUAUCAAAAACAAGUGCACCCUUUCAACUAGUUCAUUGUGAUUUGUGGA
Triticum aestivum (bread wheat) is the source of this 1847-nucleotide messenger RNA. RefSeq lists its product as uncharacterized. Bases 57 to 1577 code for a protein of 506 amino acids. The record is from RefSeq and is a predicted model, not a curated record. Lineage: Eukaryota; Viridiplantae; Streptophyta; Magnoliopsida; Poales; Poaceae. The transcript is spliced from 2 exons.